GGCCGCCCGAGCUCGGUGCUGCGCCCUAUCUUCCGAGGGCCCACGCCUUGGGUCAUGACUGGACCAGGGCUUUGGUCAAGGGUACUCUGUGUCCCCGGGCCCGCCGGUCAGGCCCCGCCCCCCGGCGGCCCGGGCGGGGGCAGGGGCGGCGCCGGCGGAGUGGGGCGCGGGCGCGCAGUGCUUGGUGCGCGCCGCCGCCCCUCCGGCCCAGCUUACCCGGCCGCUCUCCCAACCCCCUCGGCCCACUCUGUCGCCCCCACCCCUCCUUUCUCCCCUCGGCCAGGCGGCCCGGCGAUCCGGUGCGCGGGGCAGCGCAACGAUCGCGGCCUGGCGAUCUGGGCACUGCGGUCUUGGCGCGCCAGACGCGGGGCGCGAGGCCAGACCUGGCGCGGCGGGGUGUGGGGGGCGGGCAGCUGCGGAUCCCCUAGAGAAGACCAGGGGCAGGCAGGGGGGUGCCGAGAAAAGUGAGACCCUGAAGCUGAGGGAGCAUCAUGGCAGGCCUUAGUAGAGCUCUCUCUUCAGUGUUUCUGGAGGCCAAGGAUGCCCAUUCGGUCCUGAAACGAUUCCCUCGUGCCAAUGAGUUCCUGGAGGAGCUGCGCCAGGGCACCAUCGAGAGAGAGUGCAUGGAGGAGAUCUGCAGCUAUGAGGAGGUCAAAGAAGUGUUUGAGAACAAAGAGAAAACGAUGGAGUUCUGGAAGGGGUACCCAAAUGCAGUCUACUCAGUCCGAGACCCCUCACAGAGCUCGGAUGCCAUGUACGUGGUGGUACCUCUUCUGGGGGUGGCACUGCUGAUUGUCAUUGCCUUGUUCAUCAUCUGGAGGUGCCAGCUGCAGAAAGCAACCCGUCACCAUCCCUCCUAUGCUCAGAACCGGUACCUAGCCAGUCGUGCUGGGCACAGCCUCCCCCGGGUCAUGGUGUACCGGGGUACUGUGACCAGCCAAGGGGAGCCUUCUGGGCACCGAGAGGCAGGGAGCAGCCCCCAGGUGGUGCUGGGGCCCAGUCGGGGGGGCAGGACCACAGUCCGGCUUGAGAGCACCCUCUACCUCCCUGAGCUCUCUCUCUCCAGACUGUCCAGCGCUACUCCACCCCCCUCCUAUGAGGAGGUAACUGCGCCCCAAGACAGCAGCAGUGAGGAGACCAGCGUGUCUUACAGCGACCCGCCCCCAAAGUACGAGGAGAUAGUGGCCACCAACCCUGGCGCUGACAAAUAGCGGGACGUUUGUGCCCUGUCCUGGAUGAACGCCUCUUUCUGAGGUCUCCUAUCUUCUUUUUAACUUUUUAAAGACUGUGCCACCACAAAACAGCCUUAGCCUCCUCGUUGCCAAAUAAUUCCCUAAUCGUGAAGUUUAGGAAGUCAGUUGUCAGAGACAGGUGGGGAGGGGGAGUAGGAACCAUGCAUGAGUCAAAGUCCCCGGGAAGAGCCAAAGGCCAAAGUGCCCAACUCUUUGGGAUGCCCCCUAAGCCUCCAUCAUCCUGUCUUCCCAUCAGGAACUGGCUUCUCUUAUGCCAAAGGAAUCACUUCGUUGAGUGGAUUGUGGCCAGAAUGUUCACAGGCCCAGCCUGGGGGCUGCGGGGCUGGCUGGAAGCCUGUCUAUGUAGGGAGCUCUGGGCCACAGAGGUAAGGGAGGGAAGCCAGCCUUUCAGCACCCCUUUCCCUCCACAGUUCUGUGUUUUCUGUCCUUGCUUACAUUUGGAGGGCAUGGACAAGGACUGAGUGAAAACAAAAUGAAAAAAAAUCAUGACAAAUAAAUAAGGAACGCAAUAGAACAAAACUCUAGCACCCGGGCCAUUCAUAGGAGGCCAAGGGAAAUUCAUCACAUGGAUCUGUGAUGUCCCCCUCCCCCACACUCCUGGAAGGAGGACAGGCUGUGUGAAGGAUGAGGGCCAGAGGGCUGGGUGGCAGAGUCUCCUCUUCCACAUUGACCAAGGGGCCCACGUGGACUCUGCUAUCCAGUUUCUAGUGUGCUUGGCUAUCCAGACAUGUGGACCAGCUGUGCUCAAACCACUACCCACUGGCAUGAGCCUACUUUUUGUGAAUGGUGCAUUGAAAUUGAAAUUCAGAUUGAGGAUUUCUCCUUAAUGAUGGUGCCCACCUGGGGAGAAGAUCCUAAAGUGUCCCUUUUAAAACACUUAUUUGUGGAAAAGCCCAUGGGUUUUGUUUGAAGGCCUAUCUGGGGUUUGCUCAGCUGUUGCCAGAUGCCAGUCUGUUUUCAGUGAGGCUUUGGACAGCAGUGGGGCAGAAGGCACCUGCUCUUUAACUGUCGGUGACCUUGCAAGACACUGUUGAUACCACUUCCCCCUAUUUCUGUCUCCAUCCUCCUGACCUUACCGCCAAACCACUUUUCCUCUGUGGUGCUUUAAAAAAUGUAGCAAAUUUUUGUGUGGCGCCAGAAUGCGUAGCCUGGGUCUAUUGGCAACCACAGCAGUUUAAAACCCACUGUUGAAACAUCCCUGUAAGGCAGACAUUGGGACUGUUUCAAGUCAGAAGGCUUGUGUUCCUACCCCAGUGAGGCCACCAGCUUGGACCACUCGCCCCUGUGGCUGGGGUUUUCCAUCCUUCCCCCUACUUCACAGGCCCAUUGAAGGUUGACUGAACAAAUACCUGUGAGGUGCUUGAAGUGCCAGGGAGCCAGGGAGGUUUGCCUUAGGAAGAGUCUUCUAGAAAGAUGUAGGUUAUAAGGGAGCAGUCUUAGCUGAGGCCCUCAUAUGCCUCUGAUGUUGAGUUUUCAAUGAGGGAGUCAAUCUCCUGUCAGUUGACCCUUUCCAUUCCCUCAUCCUCCCUUCUCAGAGCUCCCUGGCCAGAGAUGCUGAGCAGGUGGCAUUCUACAUUUCAUUUCUUUGUCUUUCCCUCCCCUGAGCCUUUAGAAGGCCCCUGUGUUUUCCAUGUUGGGGGGCCUGAGGAAGCCUAAAUAAAGCUCAGGGCUAGCCCUGGCUUUCCCAAUAUUUCUUCAAGUAGGUACCCAAGUGUGACUUGGGAGCAGGUGAGGAAAACCGUAUCCUAAUAUGUCUCCUCCUCAGUUAGCACAGAGCCAGACAUGAGCUCCACUGAUCAGAGCCAAAGGGUGUUUGGCAAGAAAGGCCUGCUGCCUCUGGCAUCAUGUGGCUGGGCAGUACUGGGAGAAAGCAGGAAGAAGCCCAAGGUCAGGGGCUGAGGACAGGCCAUGGGAAGAGUUACAGUGGUUCCUUACAGCCUGUAGAGUUCGGUUCAGAUGCUUCAUAGUGUUCCACCAGGUGGGGUUGUACCACAGUCUCUGGAUGGUUUUUGUAGCACAUUGUAGAUGAACGACUGUACAGCACACAGCAAGCAUCACUCCUUGUGGUGCACAUUUGGCUUUUACAAAUGCCCUGUGCAUAUCUUCUCAAACUUUGUCUUCAUAUGGAGGUGGAUUUGAUACAAUGCUAACUCUUUUGUGGCUACAUUUUUGUUGUUUUUGGGCUUGUGUGUGUGUGUGUGUGUGUGUGUGUGUGUAUCUAUGUGUGCAUGUUGCCGUUUCUUAUUGCUUAUCUGAAACAAUAGCCGGUGUGCGGCUGUAGUUGUACCAGGAGGGAUCCGGUCUGCAGAGAGAAAUGUCACCUCCCCUCCCAGGGCUGGGUAGCUUGAGGACAGGGCCCUGAGCAAGGAAAAGUAACAUUAACUAUUGGACGCCCAACCCCCAAAGUUGUCAACAUUUGCCUCCUUGUAAAACGCUUUGGAAGAAGACAUAGCAGCUCCAUUCUGCAGGCCCCCGCCCUGCACAACUCUCGCUCACACCACGCCCUUUUGGCAUAGUGCCCCUGGCCUGGGCUUCUAUUCUGUGGGCGUCAGCAGCUGAAAGAAAUCUGAACACUCCUGGGCAUGCUUUUUUUUUCUUUUUGUGGAAAGAUGUGUGACUAUUGACUUUGGGUAUGGCGGGGCUAGUUAUGUAGAUGUUUUCAUUUUUCAAAAAGAAAAGGCUUUAACAAUUUCUUGAAAUGUGACUGUCACUUGUUUUCAACCAAAACUUUUUAAGAUUUUUUAAAAGAAAAAUUGAAAUCGUGUCCCUCCCUUGCUCCCCAUUGCCUCCGGUUUUCAAAAUGAAAGCACAAGUGCAGGAGUGGGGUGCACAGGUGGCUGGCAUGUGCACAGCACCCACACAGCUGCAUCCAGCCCUGGCUGACAGAGACGCAGUGCUGAGCAGUCGGCCCCGGGGGAACCUCUCUUUCGACUUCCCAUCCCACUGCCAUGAGUGUGAAUUCCUGAGGGUGCUUCCAACCAAAAACAGGAGUCUGCCUGAUCUGUUGGACACUGCCUUUUUGGUAACCCAAAUAUGAGGAAUUCAGGACAGGAAGGUGUUUCUUUGUCAAGUAGUCAGAGCCGGAUGCUUCCCUUCUCCCAGUGGGUGGAGCCUCGCAACCCCCAGCCAGAGUUGAUCUUUUGACAACCAAAUAACAUCCCAUGAGAAGAAGAAAAACAAAAUUUAACACUGCCUCUAGAUUGUUCUUUUGUCCGAGAGAGAGAUCAUGGAGAGAGUCUUUCUCACUCACGGAGGCUUUGUCUUUCUAGGAGUGUGCAUGUGCGCUGUCUCAUGUGUGGACACUCACAGUUGAGGCUGACAUGGAUAUCUUGGCAGCAGAGCUGCUGGUCUAGAUGGCUUUUCAGCUUGACAAGUAAUGAAGCUCCAUUUUAGGACUUCACCGAUUCAGAAACAACCACAGCCCCCGCCCCUGCCCCCCGCCACUGAACUCUACUAACAGUAAUCACAAUAAUUAGCUAAUUAAAAGUACUGUAAUCAGACUGCUUGCAACUAUACUGAAAGCUCAUUAAUUUGAAGCCCACUGCUUCAGAACUUUGAGAAAAUCACAACUUAAGACAGUUCACAGUAGCUGUGAUUCUGGCUACAUAAAAAUAUUUGAAAUAUUCCUCCCUUUAGUCAAUGUUCAGGGUCUUUUGUGUAAGAGGAAUCCAGUUUAAAAUGAGUAUCCUUUUCAAAGAAAAGGCUCCAGAUAUUAAGGAUCCCUCCAUGUGCCUUCAGCUCUGGGGCUCAGCACUUCUUGUAUGUACCGGGUGAUCUCUUAUUCUGUCUCCAUCGCAGGGAUGUUGGAUAUUGCAACCUUUCACUCUACUCCUUUAUUUAUCCUGUGAAUAACAUAGCUUGUGAACUAGACUGCAAUUGAAAGUAAUAAACGUGAUGUACCUUUCUAAAUAUUCUGUAAAGCAGAUGCUUCGCUGUCAGACUGGCCGCUCCAUCAUUCGCCCCCAAAUAUUCAAACGUGGGAGCUUUUCCUUCCAGACUGUGGGCAGCGAGUCUCUCUCCAGCAAGGAUUUCUCUGACAAAGAUAUCCAAAUAGCACACCCUCUCAAGCUCAAUGCCUCAACAGUUGUUUCACUGUACUAAUAUCUGACCGCUGAACAGUGCCUGCCCUGCACUCACCCGCAGCUCCAGCAUUAACACAGAUCUUCAGGACUGGGACAAAUCCCCCAGCUGCUUUUGCUUCUCAAUCCGUCUCCCGUCACAGAUGCCAUUUUCCCAGGCAUGAACACGUCUACUAUUUCACUCUGUCAUUGUGAAUUUGUGACAGUGGAAACCCUGAUAUGUGCAACCAAGCUUAUAGAAAUGAUUACUGUGAAAUGGAUGAAUUUUGGUACCACUUUAAACUAUGUUCAUGUUCAUGCAUUUACCCUUGUCAGCUGGGAUAUCUGUACAUUCGGUAUGUCAGCCUUUCACUGGAGCCUGGUGGCAACAGGAAAACUUGCUUCUGAUUUCUCUCUUUCUCUUUCUUUUUAUAAUUGUUAAGGUUAGCUGUUACAUUUUGUCUCCUUCUGUACAAGAAAACAAUAAUAAUAAAGAGCACACAGCAUCCACUUGAA
This is a messenger RNA of Callithrix jacchus (white-tufted-ear marmoset), 5827 nucleotides long. RefSeq names its product proline rich and Gla domain 3 (gene PRRG3). The record is from RefSeq and is a predicted model, not a curated record. Gene Ontology annotation, cellular component: extracellular region. Lineage: Eukaryota; Metazoa; Chordata; Mammalia; Primates; Cebidae. Gene Ontology annotation, molecular function: calcium ion binding.